AUGACAGGAGUGUUAGAUAAAGCUUUGUUGGAUUUGUCUUUGGAGGAAGAUGAUGAGCCGUAUGUGAUGCCUGACAGACCGGAGUAUUACGCAACGGACCGUAACUCUAUGAGCCUCAUCGGAAGGCUCCUAAACCCCCAGUGCCAAAAAAUGUCAGAUCUGAUACUGGAUAUGCCUCGCAAAUGGCAACUGUACGAUAGGGUUAAAGGUGUGGCGCUGUCAAAGGAUAGAUUUCAGUUCAUAUUCAAAUAUGAAAGAGACCUGCUUGAUGUGCUCAACAGGGGUCCGCACACUAGCAACAUGUGGUCGAUUGUCCUGGAGCGAUGGGUGGAGAAACCACCGGAAGACUACCUUCAGUACUUGUAUGUAUGGGUCCAGAUGAGAAAUGUUCCUGUAAAUCACUAUACUCCUGGGGCUAUUCAUGAUCUUGGUAGGUUUGCGGGAGAGGUUGUUGAUGUGCCUUUUGAUCCCGAGAAGGCGCAAACCAAAGAUUAUGUUCGAGUUAAAGUGAAGUUUGACGUAUCUAGGCCACUUAGGAGAGCGAAGAAAGUUACUACACCAGGGGGAGAGGACGUCAACAUCCUUUAUGAUUAUGAGAGGAUCCAAAAGAGGUGUUACACUUGCCAGAGGUUAACACAUGAGCAAUCAAAGUGCCCUAUUGAGAGGGCUGCGAAAAACCAAGACAUUGGGGCUUCUCAGCAAAAGAUGCAAGUUAUCCUACCGAGCAUCGAUACCAAUGAUCCGCUUUUCGGUCUAGUUCCUCCUAAACUCCUGGGUGCAGAUCCCCUCACUGGCAAACCUAAAAUUGCUGAGGAAGUGCUAGAAGAUAUGCGAAUCUACAUCAAGACGGCGAAUGGUCCGGAGAAGCUGGCGAGGGCAGAAAGAGUUAAAAGUUCGCUGCGUGAAUUACAAGAUGAUGUGUUGGGUCAAAAGGCGUUCCUAAGCUUACAACCUUUGCCAGUUGUUUCUGAUGACCUCGACAAAGGGAAAGGGAUUGUUUUCGACUUCUCAGCCAAAUCUGAUAAAAUACCACCAGGAGAGAAGCUAAUGGCUGGAGCUAUUUCCGCGGGUAACAGAGUGUUACAGUCAGGCAAGAUCCUUAGCCAACCAUUGAGACUGGAAGGGUGUGCGGAUUCUGCUCGACCUGCGUCUUUACAGGAAAGUUCAACGGGUUAUAGCAUUGGUUUUCAUGAAACCUCUGCUUCCGGGACUUCCCUCAAAAGGACUUACAAGAGAAGAAGACCUGGUACGUUUACAAGAAAAGCUAAUGGGAAAGGUCUUGCGAAGCAAUCAUCCACACCAGGGAAGAAAGUAGGAGAAGGUGUGAUGUCUGAGACAAAGAGGAAAGCUAAUGACGAUGUCGAGCCAUCUCAAAGCUCUGCAAGGUUUAAGAAACCAUUGGUGGUCCCAAAUGAGGGACCGUCCAACAUCUAA
Molecule: messenger RNA, 1434 nt
Organism: Brassica rapa (field mustard)
Lineage: Eukaryota; Viridiplantae; Streptophyta; Magnoliopsida; Brassicales; Brassicaceae
Source: RefSeq, a predicted model, not a curated record